CUCGGGUCGGACUGACGAAACAAAACAGUUCCGGUUUGUUUUGUGAAUUGUAACUGGACCUUAAACUAAUUAGUGCAAUGAAGUAACGUGUGUUUGCUGUGGAUGGCUAUAUGAUUACAAUCGCACGGACUAAAAACAUUCUGAGAACAGAGAAGGUUGUUUAAGAUACAUGUUUGGAUACACGGGCUACAGUAGCUGGAGUGUUUGGGUGUUGGAGAGAUAGUGAAGAUAUUGGAAGUGAUUAACACCCAUUUACCUGGAUUUGUAUAUACCUGUAAUUGGAUACCUCAGCUAAUCGCAGCAUCAUGAACAACACCAACGUUACCGUGUUCUGUUUAUUGACAAUAUUCUGUGGGAUUGCACAAGCAAGUGUGUGCACUACCAAUGGCCCACUUGGUAUGAUCACGGGGACCAUCAAGGACUGGCAGAUCUCUGCGUCGUCCGUGUACCCGCAGGAGUGGGAUCGGGGGUGCAACGAGAAGUACGCGCGGGUGUAUCUACCCAACAAACUCGGGUGGUGCGCCAAGUACAAGUCAUCGUCAGAAUGGCUGCAAGUCGACAUGGGAGUUGCGGCACGGGUAACGGGAGUGAUGACCCAAGGACGUGGCGAUGGUCUGGAAUGGGUGACGUCAUUUAUGGUGUCAUACAGUAUGGAUGCCUUUCAUUGGAACUACGUCACGGAUAACUAUGGCAACCAAAGGAUCUUUGAGGGAAACACGGACUCCUUCGCUGUGAAGCAUUCCUACCUGGAUAAGCCAAUUAUUGCUCGCUUCGUUAAAUUCCAUACAGUUCAUUGGCACAGGCACCCGAGCAUGAGGGUGGAGAUUAUGGGAUGUCAAUUGUGCAAGGAAUCGAUCGGCCUGCCACCUUACGGAAAGAUAACCGCAUCCUCCAGCCGGAAGUUCCGGAAGAAGAGCUCCUGCCAACCAGAGGAUGGAAAUAUAUUCAGCAAGAAGGCGUGGUGUGCCAAGCAACAAAAUGACAAGCAAUGGCUCCAGCUGGACGUGGGUCCCCCAACCCUGGUGACGGGGGUGAUCAUUAAGGGGAGGGGAGAUACGAAGAGGAGUCACUGGGUGGAAAGGUUUAAGGUCUCUUACAGCAACGAUACACAAGUGUGGUACUUCUACAAAGACGCUGACCACCUCGACCCUAAGAGUCGAUGGUUGUGGAGUCCACCGUCUAAUACAUCUACUUCGCAUUUAAUCCCUGACAAAUACUCGGAGGAAGGCCUGCUGUUUGGGGGCAACUCCGACAAAAACACAGACAGGACGCAUUUCCUCAACUCGCCGUUCGUGUCCCGGUUCGUGAGGUUUCAUCCAAUGGAAUGGCAUGGGAAGAUUAGUAUGAGAGUCGGACUUCUUGGUUGUCCGUACACAGGGAUAUGCAGCAGCGGUUUCAUGAGGAUUAAUGAAGACACGCCGUGUGUUGAGAACCUUGCCUUCAAGAAGGAAUCCUGGAUUAACAGCAAACGUCAUUACAAACGUCACAUCCGGAACCAGGUCGCGGAAGGUCACGCGUCACGUGCGGUGGACGGUAGCCUUGACAUCAACUUUCAGAGUUGCACCAUCCUUGACAACCUCUACGGCGACAACCCCGUGUGGACGGUGGACCUUGGCACCAAACAGGCAGUGGCUGGAGUCAUUAUCUACACGUGGCAAGGACGAAACGGAAUUGACAAACGGCUUCCAGACGACGCUCCAUUGUUUACUAACGAGAACGGAGAGCAACAAGAAGGUACGUCCUUCCAGGAAUACAUGAAGAAUCUGGACAAGUUGGUUGUGUACGUGGACGAAAAACUCAAAGACGAAGACGAUUCCUACGCGUCCGGCAACAUGUGCAACUACGUCAGCAGCCUCAACAACGCUUUGUUUGAGAAGAAACUCAUUCUACAGUGCAUCAGGCGACAUGUUGGGCGUUAUGUCCUGAUCGAGGCUUGGGGGGUCCCCAAUUCUUGGAGUAGACUCUUCAGUGCAGUUCUGUGCGAGGUUCAAGUUUUCAGUUAGUGUGACGUCAUUAUGACGUCAUUGUGACAUCAGAGACAAUGGUGAUAAUGCUGACUGACGUUCUAUGACGAAGGAGGAGGGUAAAGACUGUUCUAUUGUGAUCUCUGCGGGUCGUGACGUUUAUAGUGAGUGUGUUCAAAUCAUGCUUCCUGCUUCAAAGACAUGUCUGUGAGGAGGUUGUAUAACGGAAGUGUUGACUUACCUCCCUUGUCAUAAGGGAGGGGUUAUUAUUUCACAAGCCGUGAUGGUUUGUCAAAUGAGCUCGCAAGUGACUGAGAGCGGGACUCGCACAGUGCCCCUACGCUGUAGUGUGACCCGUGGCAAAGACGCUUCAAAGCGGUUGUACCGUAGAUACACAUUAUUAAGGAUCGUCAUGGAAAAGACAUAAUUCACAUGUUGAAAAUAACUUGUCCCUCAGUAGACACAAACGUAUAUGGGCGACGGUAGGGUAAAGUUGACGUUGCUCGGGAAGAUCCAAAUCUUGCAUAAACAGAAGCGAACUGCGACUUUUGUGAUAGUGUGCAAGGUAGGAGGACGAUGUCAGCGGAGACAUCUUGUCGCCUUGAUGGAUGGCGAGUUGAUAUCGUAUUCAAUGUUACUUACAGCUGCGAUUCGGUGGGGCAACGUGAGUUUAGUUUAGUUGAAAUUAAAAUUUAUGCUAAAAAUUGUGAUAUUUGUUUUAUGAAAUCAAAAUGAUUAGAAACUUAGUUUUGGCAGUCAAAUAUUCAUAUCAAUUCCUGAUAACAAGGAAUAUUUUUCGUUUAAAUGCAAAAUAAGUAUUUACAAAUUCAAAAGAUUAUUUUCCACGCUAAAAGGUAUUUAUGUAAUCACAUAAAUCUUGCUACCUUGAUGAUUACCUAAAAAUAUAUGUUUUGACUCAUUUAAAAAAAUAUAGUUACACAACUUUGGGGCGUUCCCCCAAAACAACGCCCCAUCCAAGCCAUGUUGCCCCACUGCAAAACAUCUUAUAGAUAUUAUGAAGCAAGUACAGGCAUGUAUGUUCAUCCAAAGCAGUGCCAUCGUUUCCAUAGUAACGCAUUUCAUAUUGAAAAAUUAGAAGGAACCUCAUUUUGUUGUAAUUUCAUAGCACUGCCAGUAAUCUUGACUUUGUAUAUAACGAUCUAAGUGUUCCUAGUACUCGGCUCCGAGGGAAAUGAUCACCGAACCGGUUUUACGAAUGGAUAAUCUUGGGACAGGUUAGAAGAUACAAUUAUCACGAAACGAUGGGUACGGGGGGAGUUUCAGGGAAGCUGGGAUCAUUCGCUAUUACUCGUGUUAUUCCGGGACGAGCCGAAUGGCGAUUUGCGGAAACGUGCGAGUGGUGACGAACGGGGAGACUGGAGGAAUUUGGAAAGGGGUGACGGAUGUCUUUAGUCAGGAAACAUGAUAUCAGUGACCAACAUUUGUCCAUAGUAACGUUUGGAUUCGUAAACAUUUCAAAAUUUGACAGUUGAAAAAGAAAAACACUUUCUGAAACGGUUAUUCAGAAUCUUCUCCGAUGAAUCCUUCCCCGAAUUGAAUGUCCUGCUCUACAAAAGACAAAGGUCCCCAAUUUCAAAUGUGCUGGCAAAUUCAAGGGUAGUUAACUUCCAUGCGAAACCGGUUCACUGAUUCUUUUCUUGGUGUAUGGUUGUUUGAGCUCUGGCAGUUCAGUACACCCGUUAUUUAUUUUCAGUGUACAUAAUACUGCUUGAAAUAGAGGUCUUCCCCUCACUCGGACUGACCGAAUGUUGUAUAAAGCAUACCCCUGUAUUCAGUAAGUGUAUAGUAUCUAUGCAAUUCAUCCCGCAAUUGUUAUUGUUACCAGGGAUACUUUCAGGUUGCUUGGCAACGAGUGACGUCAUGAACUAAUGACGUCACCACUUAAGAAAUGGUCAUGGAAUAUAUCCAGGGGUGUAAUUCUGUUGAGGCAGUGUUGAAGAGAAGCCAUUUUCUCAUUGACGCCAACGGCUUAAGAAUCACGUGAUUAAGGAAUCACACGUUGCCUAGCAACAACCUUCCAUGACGGAUAGUUGGUAAGGAUAUAGAGGUAGACAGUUCCCGUGGUAGGUUGUGUAACGAUUGUUGUUGUUUUUGUUGUUAUUGUUACAACACUCUAUAAGUGUUCGUUAUUCUUGAAAAUACCAAAAUGAACUUUGAAAAAAACGUCCUCAUAACUUACAAACUUCUUGACGUGUGGGGAUGAUAUAUUUGAACUAAACUCCAUCAAGUCUUCGACAAAUUCUCUACCUCAGCCGUCUUGGCUUACCUUAGUAACACUGGGAGUAUUGCUUAGUAGCUUCAGUACCGGAAACUGGCGUCUAUGCCCCAAGGUCAUAGGUCAUAUCACAAGGUCAUAGGUCAAAUCUCAAGGACAGGUCAAAUCUCAAGGUCAUAGGUCAAGGUUCAUAUCUUGAAGCGGUUCUAGAUUCUGUUAAGUGUGGAUAACAGGAGUAGAACUAUACUAACCGCUACAGCCAAUGAACUGUAGCGUAAAAUACACCCCAUGGCAAAGAAGAGGUUCCCCACACUUUCCCAUGCGCCGUCUACAGUGUCUUAUUUAAUUAAUGUUAAGCCGUGUGGAGUGUUACAAAAGUUUGACCGUUUCUGUUAUUGAUGUCGUUAUGGACCUUGG
Messenger RNA from Haliotis rufescens (red abalone), 4617 nucleotides. RefSeq names its product lactadherin-like. Lineage: Eukaryota; Metazoa; Mollusca; Gastropoda; Lepetellida; Haliotidae. The transcript has 13 exons. The record is from RefSeq and is a predicted model, not a curated record. Bases 306 to 2003 code for a protein of 565 amino acids.